AUGAGCGCGAGUGGGCCGGUGUUCGCGGUGCUGUUUGUCGGAAACAGCUUCCCGAUACCGAGUACGAGCCUGCAGCAGGUCGACGCGACGCACUGGGUCCUGGACGUCUGCGCGGCCGUUGGCCCGAACUACCAGGACCUCAAGGACGUCUGCCUCUUCCUGACUCAGCCCGGGUCCCUCGACGCCACGUGUGCUCUGGGGCUCUACGUCAGCGUGGGCGGCUCCGGGUGGUCCUACCGCGGCUGCGUCGCGGCCUCGCGCCCGUCCGAAGUCAUGCCGCUGCUGUGGCCGGAGUCGUCCCAGCCUCCAGGGCCCGGAGCCGUGCAGAUCGGGAUAUCGCUCGAGCCGGCGCAAGAGGUUGCAGAGAAGGAGGCACCAAAGGUGGCGGCGAAGGGGGACUUUGCGCGGCGGGUCGGACUGGACCUGUUCCGGUAUCUGGAGUCGUUCAACAUCCCGGAACAGUACCUGCCGUCGAGCAUCCUCGACCGAUGGUUCCAGAAGUUCCAACACAAGCUGCAAAAGGACCCCGACUUCCUGACGCGGCAAGCGGACGCGCUCUAG
Pedinophyceae sp. YPF-701 is the source of this 561-nucleotide messenger RNA. NCBI's taxonomy places the organism in Eukaryota, Viridiplantae, Chlorophyta, Pedinophyceae. The record is from the annotation of a GenBank genome assembly.